AUGGCGACUGUCGGUCGAAAAGGAGAUGCAGGGGAGUCACGGCACGUUCGUUUAUUUGCCCCAUACAGCCGGUCCAGCGCAGACGCUGCAGCGCGAGAAAGCAAGCCGCAGAGGAAAUCCGCGUUUCGUCAUUGUAAAACGUCACUGGGUUCGAACAAGGAGCCGGCAGGAGGGAAGAGAAGCGCGGAGAGUUUCGCCUCCUGCGGAUGCUUCCACACAUCACAGGCAGAGCUCAAAGGCACAGAGGGAGAGACAGCAAAGGACUCUCUCCACGCCCGCUGCAAGAGGAAAGACAAAUGCUUCAGAAGGAAUCGAACUGGUGAAUGCAGCGUCUUCCAGCAGGACAACAAAGAGGAUUGGCCCACUCUCUCGGCUCCUCGAAUUCUUUCCUUCAUCGCGGAAGGGAUGACCUUCUUGCACGCAGACAAGCAGGCAGGCCUCUCCGCACUGCAGAGGAAAAGAAACUCUGAGCAAAGCGAACGGGAGAUGCUACGCGUUCUCCGUUCUCCAAGUCCUGCAGGAGACGACGGAAGGCGCAGCUCGUUCGUUCGAGAGGCCCCCGCGCAGCUGAGAACAGAGUCGCAGCGGCGUUGUCUGGAGCUAAGCAGCUCUCAGGAAAAAGGAACUCUUCUGUGA
Messenger RNA from Toxoplasma gondii ME49, 636 nucleotides. RefSeq lists its product as hypothetical. NCBI's taxonomy places the organism in Eukaryota, Apicomplexa, Conoidasida, Eucoccidiorida, Sarcocystidae. The record is from RefSeq and is a predicted model, not a curated record. The transcript has a single exon. The coding region runs from base 1 to 636 and encodes 211 amino acids.